AUGCGUGUGGGCCAGUUGCAGCGUCUGGGUGCUGCUGCAAUGGCCACGGCGAAGAAGGGCAAGCGCGCGGAGGUGAGCGACGUGCUGCUGGCGCACACCAACUGGUUACAGGAGCAGGAAGCAGCCGGCAGUGGCAAGCUCCACCGCAAGACAAGGGACAAGCCGAGGUGCGACAACGAGGUCAGGGACAGUGGAGUCACGGCCGCGAACAUGAUCGAGUACAUGGACGCCAAGGGCAGGCAUUGGCAGAAAAAGUGGACGAGUCACUUCAGCCGCGGGGCCAUCCUCGAGAAGCUGGCGAUCACCAGGGAGGCCGCGGCCGACGAGGGCUGGGAGGCCAUAGAGAUCGAGGACCUGAACAGCGCCAUCGAGUCGAUGGCGAAGAGCAAGGCGAAGGGGAUCGAGCAGAUGGGCGCGCUGACUUUCAAGUGGCUGCCGCCGAGCGCCAGGGAGGAGCCGCGCAAGCUGAUCGAGGAAAUCGAGAGGAUGGGCGCGUGGCCGCGGCAGCUCAUGGUCACGCUGGCCAGCCUGCUCAGGAAGGUCUACGCCGUCACCGCCCUGUGGGACCUAGCGGAGUUCUACGACACGUUGGAGCCCGUCCUCAUCCUGAAGGAGGGGCUUCGUCUCGGCAUCCCCGCUCGCACUUUGCACCUGGAGAUGCUGGGCCACCUGGGCGCGCGCCUCAUCAGAGAGAAGUCGGCGCACGCGGAGCCCAUCGCCCCCGACGGGUCCAUCUGCGCGGGCGCCAGGGGUGGCGUCGACUUCGGCAGAGUGGCGCUGUGCGCUGUGCUCGAGAAGGUCGGCGCGAAGUACGAGCGGGUCUACGCGCGGUCGUGGGUGGGCGACGUCGCGACCAGGGUGGAGGGCUCCAGGCGCGAGGUGGUCAGACAGCUGUCCAACGCGGGGGUGGACUUCGCAGCUGGCGUCAAGAAGGCGCGGCUGACGCUGUCCACGAGGUCCGCGCUCAUCGGGGGCGACAUGGACGUGGCGAAGGAGGUUGCGCUGAGGCUGCACUCGCGCAACAUCGCCGUGAAGGUUUUCGGGGUGGCGCCGGGCAACGUCACGAUGUGGAGGAGGAGGCUGGCUGGAGUCAUCGCCCCGAAGCUGCGAGGGCGGUGUCUCACCGCGCUCCUGCAUGUGGAGAUCGCGAAGGGUGGCCCUGCUUUCGGCGCCGCCUUCGCGUUGCUGGACUCCUGGAUGCGCGUCAUCAGCGACGGCGGGGGGCGCAAGAAGGCUGAGUUCAUUUGGCCGGGAGUGGUGAAGAUGGCCACCGGGACGGAGCCCAAGAAGUGCUGGAAGGGGUUCGCGGGCGUCACCAGGGCCAUGGUCAACGCGCUGGUGGACCUCGACUGGGGCCCAAAGGGCCCGUGGCACUGGGUGUCGGACGCAGGCGAGGAGUUCGGCGGCAGCGACCCCACGGGCUUGGAUGGCGACCUGGACACCAGCGACCUAAGACAGGCCCUCAGCGACGCGAUCGAUAAGCGGCAGUGGGUAUCAGCGGCCAAUCAUUACGCGGGCAAAGGGCUGGAGGGCGGCGCGGACUUGCGCUCGGCCAAAGCCCUGAUCCGCAAGUUCAAGGGUAAGGGCGGGCUUGGCAAGGUGGGGGCGCAGCUCGCCCUCUUCGCAGGAGGGGUGUGGCCGAGGCAGAGGGUCACUGACCUGGGCAUCGAGGUCAGUCCGCACCCGAGCGAGGACGGCCCUGGCUCCAGCGAGUGGUUGAUCGCGGCGGGGGACGCAUCGGGUGGCGAGCACACGGUGGGCCCAAGGCGCCAGAUUGCGCUGGCAGGAUGGAGGCAGAGCGUCAACAGGGGUGGGCUCGCAGCGCUGAAGGAGCUGCUCACAGCCGCCAGCGGAUACCAUAGGAUCAGGACGCACGUGGGGCUCUGGUGCGAGGUUCGCGAGCUGAUCAAGGGGAAGGAGCUGGACCUCUUGAAGAUCGAGAGCCACAUGAGCGCGAAGGACGCGGUCGACGCGGGCGUGGACCCCAUCGACUACAUCGGCAACGUCCUCGCCGACGAUUUCGUCGACGGCAUCAUCGAGCGGGUGCAGGUGGCCAGGACGCAGGCGCGCACGCUGGGCUUCGCCGAGGGGAUCGCCGCCCUCGUGCGGUCCCGCGGGCUGGCGACGCUCCAGGCCGCGAUAGAGGUGGAGCCGUCGGCAGGGCCGUCGCAGAAGGAGCGGAGAGACGCCAACGUCCAGCGGAAGCGGGGGGGCAAGCAGUUGGCGGAGACGAAGCACGUGAUCACGUACGACGUGGACGGCACGCACUACGGGCGCAGCAGGUGCGGUGGUCGAGUGCCCAUUCUCAAGGCGGCCGCGUGGCUCAUGGAGGAGUGCGUGCCCGUUGAGCGGACGAAGGCGAGCACCCACGGCGCGGCGUCCAGCAGGGCGCAGGUCGGCCACCAGAAGAUCCAUGCGAGCCACCUCGGCACGUACCACGACGAGCUGCGCCUGCACUACUGCCAGCGGUGCGGCUGCAUCGCGGGACAGACUGGGAGACAGAACCUGUCGCGCAUCGAGAAGGGCCUCCAGCCUGGGACGUCCAAGAUGGCGACGGAGUGGAACAACAGGAAACUGGGCAAGAGCAGCUCAAAUGCUACGAGGUGA
Prorocentrum cordatum is the source of this 2607-nucleotide messenger RNA. NCBI's taxonomy places the organism in Eukaryota, Dinophyceae, Prorocentrales, Prorocentraceae. The record is from the annotation of a GenBank genome assembly.